This is a messenger RNA of Mesorhabditis spiculigera, 903 nucleotides long. The record is from the annotation of a GenBank genome assembly. NCBI's taxonomy places the organism in Eukaryota, Metazoa, Nematoda, Chromadorea, Rhabditida, Rhabditidae.
AUGGUCGCGCAAUUGUGCCUGCAGGGCGGGUACCGUUCGAUGGCUUCUGCUGAGACCAAAGUGCUCAAGAUGAUCAAGGUCUUCGAUGAUCAGCAAUUCGAGUCCACCGGCCAGAUGCGCGCAGUCCCCAGUAAUCAUUUCGAGCUCUUCACCCUGCCCAUCCUGAGCUACUACCAAAAUCCGGAGUCGUAUAAAGCGCUGGUCCAGAGAGCCGAAGAGAAGUAUUCGAGGGAUCUGAGGGAUCCGAUCAAACUGGAGGCGUGGCUGACCGCCUACCGGCGCGACGGGACCCAGCGCUACAAGCAGCCCUACAUGGAUGCCCGGGCGGCGCGGGAGUCGCUCACCUCCAAAAUCGAAGAGCUGGUGCUCCGCGGCCUCGCUCAGUGGGAGUCGAACCAAGGAAUCAUCAUCACGCGGCUUAAUGACGGCAAGACCCACCUCCAACUCACCGCCGAAAACUUUCACGCGACAAUGGCUACCGUCACCGAGCCGCCGCCGAAUGAAUUUCUCAUCCAACGUGUCCUGCCCGAAGAUGAUGAAGAUAUUGAUCUGCAAGCCGCCGUCCGGGAGAUUAAAGCCGCCACCGCCGCCAUCCGGGAGGUGCCCAAGAAGAAACGGGGCCGACCCAAGGAAUACCGAGAUGGGUGGUGCACAGUAUGCCCGCGGGAAGAAGGAAAGAAGCCGGUUUCCACCUACUACAGUGCGCCUGCAUGUGCGGAUUGUGUUAAAAUAUUUAGUCGCCUAUCGAUCCGAGCCAAAAAGUCGCCGGGCUGCUCGACACCAUAUUGUAGUGCAGGACGACCCUGCAACUGGUGCCAAUUUGAGGAGUGGGUGGCGAAGGGAUUCCGUUCCAAACUGCCGUCUGCCGACGAUGGUCAAUCGUCGGCAUCAUCAUCGACCGAU